GCCUCAGUUCAUCAAGAGAAUGAGCCUUUGAGGAUUUGCUAGGAAACUCUUGACUGAAGGGAGGCCGGUGGAUGAAUCACUUUGUUUCUUAUGGAAAAGAUGAAAACUUUCUUUGUGGUUAUCUUGGCUACUGACUAUUUCUUACAUAUUUCUGGUAACAAUCCAUAUGCGGACAUUACAUGCGGUUAUUAUCGAAGGAAGUCUGCACAGGAGAACCGAAUAUGCUCCCUAACAGUCUACCCAUUAUGUGCCUCUAAUAAUGUUACAUACUCUAAUGCCUGCAUGUUCUGCUUCGCUAACAUAACCCAAGCACUUUCCUGUGAGAAACCUAAACCAGAGGGAGAGGCCGCGUGCGGGCAAUCUUGAUGGAGCUAGAGGACUUCCAGCCUAAACUGCCAGUAACCUAACAUCCAUUUGAGCCUGAAGUUAACUGCAGUCUCAGCUGACAUCUGACUGAAAAUACCCAAGACACCUCAAGCUAGAACUGCCCAGCUGAGUCCAAUCAACCCAUAGAAUGAUGACAGAUCACAACAGAUUGUUAUAUUAAGCCAAUAAAUUCUUCAGUAGUUUGUUAUGUAGGUACCAUAAUA
Messenger RNA from Equus caballus (horse), 590 nucleotides. The record is from RefSeq and is a predicted model, not a curated record. Lineage: Eukaryota; Metazoa; Chordata; Mammalia; Perissodactyla; Equidae.